Messenger RNA from Pyrus x bretschneideri (Chinese white pear), 1199 nucleotides. Its product is annotated as E3 ubiquitin-protein ligase ATL41. The coding region runs from base 167 to 934 and encodes 255 amino acids. NCBI's taxonomy places the organism in Eukaryota, Viridiplantae, Streptophyta, Magnoliopsida, Rosales, Rosaceae. The record is from RefSeq and is a predicted model, not a curated record. The transcript has a single exon.
GUUCAUACCGAAACCAAAACCAAACAGAAGUUCUCCGACUCGGAGUCUGAGCUUGAAACGCAUAAAAUAAACUUUUGCAAUCCGCUUCUCUUCUCUCUCACAAAUCCAUUCGGACUCUGGAGGAGGAAAGGCCGAUACGCCAAAGUGAAUUAAUUAAGCAGGGAUUAUGUCUUCCUUGUCUACAAUUCCGAUACGCCUCCUCAAGGAUGACGAGACCGAACGGCCAUGGUUCCAUCAAAAAAGCUCAUACGACUUCAACAGCAAGAUUAUGCUAACAGCCAUCAUUUCAUUAUCCGUCGUCGUUCUCCUAGUAAUCGUGCUUCAUACCUACGCAAGGUGUGUCCUCCGACGCCAAGCCCUUCGCCGAGCGGCCUGGCAUCAUAAUUUGGGAUCAACCGUGGCUCAUGCCCACUCCGUUGAGUCUGAGCCACCCAAGAUCGGACUCGAGCCAUCCGUCAUCGCCGCCUUGCCCAUAUUCGUAUUCAGACGUGCGGACGGUCGAGAUGGUCGGGAUGACAACGCAAUAGAAUGCGCUGUGUGCUUGAGCAUGUUGGAGGAUGAAGAAAUGGCACGGCUGCUUGUAAAUUGCAAGCAUAGUUUCCAUGCAGAGUGCAUCGACAAGUGGUUGAGUUCCCACACUACCUGCCCCAUUUGCCGGACGGAGGCGGAGCCACGUCUGCAGCUCGAGCCACGAGAAGGUCCCGCGGCCGGAACGCCCACAGCUCCGCCAUUGGAGCAUGUGAAUUCUGUGUUGUCACCAUCAUGUAUGGAAGGGACAUCAGAAGGGGCUCAAUCCAGCUCAGCUGGUACUAAAGUAAAUGCUCCUGUUUCGAGGUUGAGUUCUUUCAGAAGAAUCCUUAGCAUGGACAGAUCUUCGAGACGGGUUCAAUCUUGUGGUCAAGAAGAUGGUAUAGAAGACUUAGAGAGGCAGUGAAUAUUGCAACAAUUAUCGGUAAUAUUUUAGCAUAAUUUUGCAACGAGUACUUUUUGUUUAUUGUUACAUAAUUUUUGGUGUUAAUUAUUAAUUUCAUGUUAUCGCUAAUAGACGAUUAUAAAAAAACUUUGCUUGGUCGUUAUUUAUUGUCAAGAUUCUGUGUGUAUAUAUAUAGAAGAUUUAGAGACAAUGAAUAUUGCAACAACUGUUGGUAUAAUAUGUUAGCAUAAUUUUGCAAUGAAUACUUUUAUUUAUUGUUACAUAA